Hippocampus zosterae (dwarf seahorse) is the source of this 1955-nucleotide messenger RNA. Its product is annotated as CD209 antigen-like. The record is from RefSeq and is a predicted model, not a curated record. The transcript has 4 exons. Lineage: Eukaryota; Metazoa; Chordata; Actinopteri; Syngnathiformes; Syngnathidae. Bases 203 to 1537 code for a protein of 444 amino acids.
GAGGAUUUGUGCUCCAUGUGCUCUGGAGAUUUAUUACAGGUCAUAACUUUUUUCCCCGGAUGGCUCCUUUAAAAUCAUCGAAAGGCGUGGCUAUUCUUUUUUUUCCCCCUGAUUCAGCAGAUGCCGGAGCCAAAGCAAGGACUUUUUGUUGCAACACUUGGUGUUGGUGAGAACCAAGGGGGUGUCAAUACAAAUCGGACACAUGUCAGUGACAUUUAACAGCAAAUCGGGGAUGAUUACAGCAGAUGGUUGGGAAUUAAUGGACUCGAAAUCAGAACAUGGCCGGGGAUUUCGAAAAUCAGUUAGGUGCAUUGGAGGUGUUGCACUCUGUUUGCUCUAUCUUCUCCUGCUGGCUAUUAUCAUAGCCAUGGUGGGCCAAUACAUUAGACGAAGCCCUCUGAAAGACACUCAACAACCGUCCAAUGGUCUCACCACCUGUCCCAAUCUGACUUCACAAUGUUUUCAGUUGCAAGGCAAAUACAGCACCUUGUUAGAAACCAAUAAUCAGUUAGAGACCAAGCUCUGUUCUCUGACUAAAGAGAAGGACACUGUCAAAGCGGAGCGAGACCGCCUUCAAAAUGAGCGAGAUAUCCUUCGGAACCAGCGAGAUGUUCUCGAAAAUGAGCGGAACUCCCUCCACAGUGAACGCGAUGCCCUAAAAAUUGAACAAGGAACCUACAAGACUGACCUAGACACACUCCGAAAUGAGCAGGAGAUCCUUAAAAACGAGCGAGACACCCUCGAAAUUGAGCAUGGAGUCCUAAAAAAGGAGGAAGAAAAGCUAAAAAGUGAGCGGGAUUUGCUAAAGGAUGAGAAAGAGACCCUACAACAUGAGCGAGACACGCUUCAAAUUCAGCAUGACGUUCUCAAAAGUGAGGUUGACACUCUCAGGUCUGAUAAAAGCACCCUCCAAAAGGAGCAAGAAGCUCUUAAACGUGAGCGAGAUGCCCUCAAAAAUGAGAAAGAUACCCUCCAAACUGAGCGAGACGGCCUCAGGACAGAGCGGGACAACCUCACGGUUGAACGAGACCAACUGAGUUUAGUGUCCAGCAACCUGACCAAAGAGCUGGAGGUGCUGCAGAGCCGAUUCAGCAAAGUGGCUGCAAGUCGAGAUGGCUUAAAGGAGGAGGCUCAAGAAUUAAAUAGGAACAGAUCAGUCAAACUUUGCCCAACAAAGUGGGUUAAAUUCAAGGAGAAAUGCUACUACAUCUCUGAGAAAGGUGAAACUAAGUCAUGGAGAUCGAGUAGAAGAGACUGCCAAGACCGAGGAGGUGACCUGGUCAUUGUCACUUCUAAAGAGGAGGAAAAUUUUAUCUCUGUAUAUUAUGAUCGAGUGUGGAUCGGUCUCUCUGACUUGGAGCAUGAGGGCAAGUGGAAGUGGGUGAAUGGGAACAAACUGGACUUUGAAGGAUUUUGGCAAAAAGGGGAACCGAAUGAUGAUAUCAGUGCAGAGGACUGUGUGGAGCAUUCCCAUUCAGGAGGGGGAUGGAAUGACAUGCCCUGUUCUGAGAAACUUUCUUGGAUUUGUGAGGAUUAACAUGAUUUGUUUGUUUCAUUUGUGCGUGUGUGUGUGUGUGUGUGUGUGUGUGUGUGUGUGUGUGUGUGUGUGUGUGUGUGCGUGCGUGCGUGCGUGCGCAUGUACAAGCGUGUGCGUGCGUUUGUGCAUUAGUGUAACAGAAAAUCAUGAAAAAAGAAAUCAUCCAUGGUCAAACAAUGACCUCCAUAUUUGUUGUUGUUGUUGUUGUUUAUUGUUUAUUGAACAUAAAACAUAUACAGUAAUAAUUUGACAGAAAAUAAGGUAGAUAAGGUCAUAAGAAAGAAAUCAGUCUUCAUUCAACACAGUUAUUAUGUACAAGCAAUGUUUUCAGUUACAUUUCAACAUUCAUUUGUUCUCACACUGUCAUAUGAGUUUCCAACAUUAACCACUGUGCUAAUAAAGAAAAAGGAAAUUGAAA